AUGGCUCAGUUACCUUCAGAUUUCUUUCUCAACCUCCAAGCCUUCAGUGCAAAAUCUUAUCGCGACUCUUACCCGGCCAUUGACCCAGAGCUACCAGAGCAUAGCUUGGUCGGGAAAGUUGUCAUCCUGACUGGAGGGAGUGACGGCCUUGGGAAGAGUGCAUUCGGUCCAGCAAUAGCCAGAGCCAAAGCUAGCGCCCUCGUCCUUGUCGCCCGCAGCCAGUCCGCCCUCCUCGAGGCCAAAGCCGAAGCAGAAAAGGCCAAUCCAUCAAUCAAAGUGUCGACGAUUUCGGCCGACGUUACCGACGAGAAAGCUGUCAGCGAUGCCUUUGAGCAGAUCAGCAAAGAAUUCGGCCCUCCGGAUGUGCUCAUUAACAAUGCGGGAACUUUCUUCGGAAAGAGUCCUAUUGCAGACAUGUCCUUUGAGGACUUCGAAACGGACAUCGAUGUAAACGUGAAUGGCACCUUCCUAGCUACACGAGCCUUCCUCAAGCUCAUCGGAACCAAGCAAGCAACAAUCCUGAACGUUUCAUCGGCCGCAGGACUUUGGCCAGGGCCCUGCAUGUCCAGUUAUUCACUGAGCAAAUUGGUUGUCGCUCGCAUGGCUGAGCUGGUUGCGCUGGAGAGGCCCAACGUAACGGCUAUUGCGUUCCAUCCUGGCAUGCUCAUGACCCGACUGGCCACCGACGACUUUGCGCCGUUCGCCUUGGACAAGCCCACCUUGCCUGGUGGGUUCGCCGUAUGGCUCCUUUCACCGAAGGCAAAGUUUUUGAAUGGGAGAUACGUGCAUGCAAACUGGGAUGUUGAGGAGAUGAUGCAACGAGAGAAGGAGAUUGUGGAUAAGAACUUGCUCCGUGUCAAGCUCUCGGGCGAUUUUGGAAAGAAGUGA
Cladophialophora carrionii CBS 160.54 is the source of this 888-nucleotide messenger RNA. RefSeq lists its product as uncharacterized. Gene Ontology annotation, molecular function: oxidoreductase activity. Gene Ontology annotation, cellular component: cytosol. The record is from RefSeq and is a predicted model, not a curated record. The transcript has 3 exons. Bases 1 to 888 code for a protein of 295 amino acids. Lineage: Eukaryota; Fungi; Ascomycota; Eurotiomycetes; Chaetothyriales; Herpotrichiellaceae.